CAGCGUAGGUGAUUUCUAGGAACAGCUCAGUUGUAGCUCAAAUUGAUAUUUGUGGUUGUAAACGCACAUUAGACGUGCAAUACCUAACUAGGUAGUACAUUUUUUUUUUUUUCGUUCUAUGGAUUUUUUGCAGCUUCUGUCAUGGGCCUGCAUCAUAUUUACAGUCGGGAUGUUCUCGACUGGACUGACCGACCUGAAGAAGAUGCAAGCAUCCAAGAGUGCUGAAAAUGUCCAGUUUCUCCCUUUCCUCACCACAUGUCUCAAUAACCUGGGCUGGUUGUAUUACGGGAUCCUGAAGAAAGAUGGCACGGUCGUGUUGGUCAACGUCAUCGGAGCCGUUCUGCAGAUUGUCUACAUUGUUUUCUACUUCCAUUACACCAAAGAAAAGAGGCGCGUGAUGUCUCAGACCCUCGCAGCCGGAGCGGUGCUGGCCUGCGCUUGGUUCUACUUCACCACGCUGCUUCCCCACGGAGAGACCCAGCUGGCACAGCUCGGCCUCACCUGCAGCGUGUUCACUGUCAGCAUGUACCUGUCCCCGCUCACUGACCUGGUAGCGAUCGUGCGUAGUGGUAAUUUGGAGUGCCUGUCUUUCCCUCUGACUGUAGCCACCUUCUUCACCUCGUCCUCCUGGACCCUCUACGGCCUCCAGAUGAACGAUUACUACAUCAUGGUUCCAAACACACCGGGGAUCCUCACCAGCCUCAUAAGAUUCUACCUGUUCUGGAGAUUUGCAUCUGUCCGUCAAACCUCACCAUCCUACAGACUUAUCCAGAUAUGAGGGGUCUUAGGGGUUU
This is a messenger RNA of Myripristis murdjan (pinecone soldierfish), 794 nucleotides long. RefSeq names its product solute carrier family 50 member 1 (gene slc50a1). Gene Ontology annotation, biological process: carbohydrate transport. The transcript is spliced from 6 exons. Bases 119 to 778 code for a protein of 219 amino acids. Gene Ontology annotation, cellular component: membrane. NCBI's taxonomy places the organism in Eukaryota, Metazoa, Chordata, Actinopteri, Holocentriformes, Holocentridae. The record is from RefSeq and is a predicted model, not a curated record. Gene Ontology annotation, molecular function: sugar transmembrane transporter activity.